AUGCUCCCUAUCCCGGCCGCAUCCUCCCCUCGCUCCUCGACACCCGUCAUCCCGUCAGCCGCCGCCAAACGCGCCAUCUCGUCCCUGCCCGCGCCCUUACGCCGACUGCUCUCCCACCCACUUGUCCUGCGCGCCCGCACCUACCGCCAGCAGCACCCCAAACGUACCUCCUCCCUCGCAGCUCUCCUCGCCCUCUCGCUCGUCUACCUCGUCUUCCUCCGCGGCGACUCGAAUCCCUACAACCACGCGCCACUCGCAUGGGGUACCCAUCCCGACGCCAUCGUAAACUGGGGAGACUACGUCGGGUUGGGACAUCAGCGGCAAAAGGUGUAUGAUGCGACGCCCAAGGGGUAUGCGGAUAUUGGAGACAAGUUUCCGGACCUUGAUAAGGCGCUUGGGGGUGGGCCGCUGUAUAGGAAGAGGCGGAGUAGGGAGGAGAAGGAGCGGGGAGUGGAGAAGCAGGAUUUGAAGGAGGCUGGGAAGGGGAGGAACUCGUUUGAGAGGCAUAGGCAUGGAGUGCUUGGAGGUGCGAGUGUCGAGUGGAGUACGGGAGUUGUCGGGAGUGGCACGUACCUCGGACCGGGCGUCGACAUGCGCAAAGACGGGUCAUACGCGAUGGACGUUGUCAAGGCGGACGAAGUCGACCGACCCGCCUCUUCCUCCGCCGCCAUGUCCCUCCAGCGUCCUUCACCAGCCCAACACGCCCUCUCACAGCACAUCCUCGAAAAAGGCUGGGUCUACCUCGACGAAGAAGACCGCCUCAACACGGAAAAACUCCAGCUCGAAGCAAAGGAGAAGCGCUUCUUCGACAAGCUGCCGCUGCGCGAGAGGGUGAGGGAGGAUCCAGAGGGACAGAGGGAGGCGGCGGAGGCUUGGGCGAGGGUUUAUGCGGCGAUGGAGGAGCCCAGGCGGCCGAAGAGUGCGCUGGAGGUCCAGGUGGAGAAGAUGGUUAGGCGCGUGCCGGUGGUCGUCUUCAGCAAGACAACGUGCCCCUUCUCGAAGCGGGCGAAGGAGCGACUCGAGGAGUUGCAGCUCUUCCCGUCCGCUCACAUCGUCGAGGUGGACUUGCGGCCCGACAUCAUCGCCCUCAAAGCGCUCCUCGCGCGCCGAACAAACCACUCGACCUGGCCGAACAUCAUCAUCGGCAGUCGCUCGAUUGGCGGCGCAGACGACCUCGACAGACUGUUGGAGAGUGGCGAGUUGGGAGAGAUGCUGGAGGAAGUCGGCGUGCGGUGGCAGAAGCCGUAG
Molecule: messenger RNA, 1248 nt
Organism: Rhodotorula toruloides NP11
Lineage: Eukaryota; Fungi; Basidiomycota; Microbotryomycetes; Sporidiobolales; Sporidiobolaceae
Product: glutaredoxin domain containing protein
Exons: 3
Coding region: 1-1248 (415 amino acids)
Biological process (GO): cellular response to oxidative stress
Cellular component (GO): cytoplasm; cis-Golgi network; fungal-type vacuole
Molecular function (GO): glutathione disulfide oxidoreductase activity
Source: RefSeq, a predicted model, not a curated record